Messenger RNA from Lolium rigidum, 462 nucleotides. Its product is annotated as 17.6 kDa class I heat shock protein 3-like. The transcript is spliced from 2 exons. Gene Ontology annotation, biological process: protein folding; protein complex oligomerization; response to hydrogen peroxide. The record is from RefSeq and is a predicted model, not a curated record. NCBI's taxonomy places the organism in Eukaryota, Viridiplantae, Streptophyta, Magnoliopsida, Poales, Poaceae. The coding region runs from base 1 to 462 and encodes 153 amino acids.
AUGUCGCUCAUGCCAUGGUUCGGUGGCCGCGGGGACCCCUUCUCCUCCGACCUGUUUGACCCCUUGGGCGCCUCCGCUUGGCCCUGGGACGCCGUGCGCCGCGGCGGCGACGACGCCACGGCCGUGGCUCGCACCAACGUGGACUGGCACGAGAACGAGAAGGAGCACAUCUUCUCCGCCGAGAUCCCCGGGGUGAGGAAGGAGGACGUGAAGGUGGAGGUGGAGGACGGGAACGUGCUGAAGAUCAGUGGGCAGAAGACGCGGGAGGAGGAGCACAAGGACGACGCCUGGAACCGCGUGGAGCGCAGCUUCGGGUCCUUCAUGCGGCGGUUCCGGCUGCCGGAGAACGCCAAGGCGGAGGGGAUCAAGUGCACCAUGCAGGACGGCGUGCUCAGGGUCGUCGUGCCCAAGGAUGAGGACGCGCAGAAGCAGGGCAACGUCCGCUCCAUCGACAUCGCCUGA